AAUAGGGAUGGGGUGGAUGGGGCUGCGUGAGGCGGGGCGGGGCAGUGCGGGGCGGGGCGGAGAGGCUGGGGCGUGGUUGAACUCAGGUAUAAGAGGUGAGAGUGGGCAGGUGAGGCGUUACAGUGUGUGGAGGAGUCUCGAGGUACACACAGAAACACACACAAGUACACACGCAAGAAGAGAAGACGUCUUUGAGUGUGUGUAUGUGUGUGUGUAUGUGUGUGUGUGUGUGUGUGUGGAUUCUAAACGUACGCACACACGCAAAUACGGACAUACGUAAGAAGUGAGGGUUGUUUUGAGUACGUGUGUGUGUGUGUGGAGAAUCUACCACCACCAACAACAAUAACAACAACAACAACAACAACAACGAGUCACAAAGGGAGAUAAGAUACAUACACAAACACACAUGCAAACAUACAUUCAAAAGGAGAAGGUUGUUGUUUUGAGUGUGUGUGUGUGUGUGUGUGUGUGCGUGGAGGCUAAACAAACAAACACACACACAAACAACGUGCACACACACAAAGACACGUAAUAGUUGAGGAUUAUUUUAUGUGUGCGUGCGUGUGUAUUGGUGUGUGUGCGUGCUUGUAUGUGCGUGUGUAUGUCUGUGCCUGGCUACUGAAAAUGUAAAGGAAGGGUUUAUAGGAAGAAUUAUGAAUCCUUAGACCAAAAUCAUGACUCUUGUUGCCACGAAGUCACAUAGAAGGAGGAAAAGCAUGUCCCCGCAGUGCCACCAACGCCUUGAGUCCCUCCCUCUCCUCCACCUCGUCCUCGUCCUCGUCCUUGCUGCGCCUGUGUCAUCGCUACGGGGCCCGGAGGAGGCAGACUGGCUGAGUACAAGGGGCACGUUUGGAAAGUACAGCAGCAACAACAACAGCAACAGCAUCCUACCCAGACUGCUGACCACGCGAGGGAGGCAGAUUCUCCCUCUGAACAACAUCUCCCACCCCUUCCCCACCACCUCCAGGCCCCUCUCCCCUCUCCAACACUCUCCCCACACCCCCAAACACCAUCACCGAGCCAUGCCCUCCACAGCCAACCUCAAAGACCUACACCCACCGCCUCGCGCCAACCCGACAGCAAUACCAAUGAAAGUCAAGAACCUUGAGGAAAAAGAAAACGCUGGAGGUGUGAGUGCCAAGCGAAGGCCCAAGACUAACAGCACCCAAGUAACGUCACCGGAAGAUAGGCAUGCCCUUGCUCCUCUCCCCGGGCAGGAAUCUCAGGGUCUCAGGGUCGGGACGCGGCCUCAGCACACCAGAAGGGAAGGCGCUGGCGUGGUGAGGAGGAGGAGGCGGAAAGGCCAGCCACACAAGAGGGUCAGCAGGAGGAAGGCAGCCUAUCCACAGGUGCCCCUCACAGACAGCCACAGGAGGAGCCUCACCCCGGGGCCGCCCUACGACCACUACCGACGAAUGGCACACGUGUCCUCAGGGGCCCCCGUCACCCUCUCCCCCAGCCCCCCCACCCGCCACAUCCUCCCCAUGCUGCCUCCCAUUAUCUCGCCUCGUAGUGGGUUGUCUCGAAGUAAAGCGUUCCCCACUUCGAGUCCUGCCCCUGUCACCUUUUUCAGAGAGGAUGUUUCCCAUGGACCUCCUCUUUAUUUCUCACCCACUCCUCCUCCUCGCCCUUAUCAACGACCUACCCCUUCUCCUCCUCCUCCUCCUCGUCCGUAUCAACUCCCCACUCCUCGGCCUCUUCGUUUUCCUUCUCCCACACCUCCUCCCUUUGCUAUCACUUCAGUACCAGUAUCUCCCUCGCCCCGGCCGUCCCUUCCCUUCCCCACACUCCCUCCACACGAUACUUCUCCCCCGCCAAAGCUCUCAUUCUUCCGCCUUCCUGCACGCCAUCGGAGGCCUAACUUGCGGCCCUCGAACUCACCCCAUCGCCCCGGAGUCUCCAGUCUUGGCAGGAGCUCAACACCGCGACCUUUAGUUCAGUCUCCGCCGCCACCGCCUCCUUCCACAGUGCCCACCGCUCCUCCUCCACCACCACCACCUCCACCCACUCUCGCCCCCUCACCGCCACCACCCACCAGGAACCCCAAAUCAAAAGAAGAAAAGCAGAAGAAGCAGAACUACCCCACCUAUGCCAGCGUCCCUCACACCAGCUUCACAUGCCGCGCCACCCCUCGCCCCGGCCUCUAUGGGGAUGUGGAGGCUGGCUGUCAGGUGUGGCACGUGUGUGAGGCAGACGGACGCCAGCACUCCUUCCUCUGUCCCAACGGCACUGUGUUUAGCCAGCGUCUGCUCACCUGUGACUGGUGGUACAACGUGCACUGUGGCCAUGACGGGGCCUCACACCUCACCUCCAUACAUGACUCAGGGCUACAGGAAAGCUACAAGAGAGCAAGUAACGUCUAUGGGAAGAAGAUGACCUACAAACCAAUCAAACCUUACUUACCGAACUACGAGGCACCGGUGACUCCUAAGAGGCAAAGCGAGGCCUCAGGUUCUCCAAGCACCGAUCUCGGCCAGAACCAGCGAGGGCACUCACCAUUGCCGCGCAUCCGAGUGCUCAACUCCGGCUAUGGUGCCUUUCCCAGGUUUCAGCUGGAGGGCAAAUUCAAAACACUGUGGCUUAGGUAA
Molecule: messenger RNA, 2588 nt
Organism: Eriocheir sinensis (Chinese mitten crab)
Lineage: Eukaryota; Metazoa; Arthropoda; Malacostraca; Decapoda; Varunidae
Exons: 7
Coding region: 675-2588 (637 amino acids)
Cellular component (GO): extracellular region
Molecular function (GO): chitin binding
Source: RefSeq, a predicted model, not a curated record